Messenger RNA from Motacilla alba alba, 1821 nucleotides. RefSeq names its product heparan sulfate-glucosamine 3-sulfotransferase 2 (gene HS3ST2). Gene Ontology annotation, molecular function: [heparan sulfate]-glucosamine 3-sulfotransferase activity. NCBI's taxonomy places the organism in Eukaryota, Metazoa, Chordata, Aves, Passeriformes, Motacillidae. The transcript has 2 exons. The record is from RefSeq and is a predicted model, not a curated record. Bases 124 to 1179 code for a protein of 351 amino acids.
GCGGCCCCCUCGGGCGGCCCGGCCGCGCCGCCGCGUAGCCGCGGGCGAUGCCGGAGCGGCCGCGCCGGGGCCGGGGCGCCGGGCCGGGGCCCGCCGUGCCCGGCGGCGCGGCCCCAUGGAGCCAUGGCGCGUAGGGCGCCGAGCGGGCGGGCCCCGGCCGUGGCUCCGGCUCCGUCCCGGCGGCUGGCAGGGAGGGUCCUCGUCCUCUUCACGCUGUCGCUGUCCUGCUCGUACCUGUGCUACAGCCUCCUGUGCUGCUGCGGCAGCCCCGCCGCGCCCCGCGCCCGCUGCCCGCCCGCCCGCGCCGCCGCCGCCGCCAAGAAACUUCUGCAGCAGUCGCGGCCGUGCGGGCGGCCGCCCCCCGCCCCGCCGGCCGGCAGCGCCCCGGGGCCCGCCCGCCCCGGCACCAAGCGCCUGCCGCGGGCCAUCGUGGUGGGCGUCAAGAAGGGCGGCACCCGCGCCGUGCUGGAGUUCAUCCGGGUGCACCCCGAGGUGCGCGCCCUGGGCACCGAGCCCCACUUCUUCGACAGGAACUACCACCGCGGGCUGGAGUGGUACAGGAGCCUGAUGCCACGAACGCUUGACAGCCAGAUCACCGUGGAGAAGACCCCCAGCUACUUUGUGACCAAGGAGGCCCCGCGGCGCAUCUUCAACAUGUCGCGGGACACGAAGCUGAUCGUGGUGGUGCGGAACCCGGUGACCCGCGCCAUCUCGGACUACACGCAGACGCUCUCCAAGAAGCCAGACAUCCCCACCUUCGAGGGGCUGACCUUCCGCAACCGCAGCCUGGGGCUGGUGGACACCUCCUGGAACGCCAUCCGCAUCGGGAUGUACGCCGUGCACCUGGAGAGCUGGCUCCAGUACUUCCCCCUGUCCCAGAUCCACUUUGUCAGCGGCGAGAAGCUGAUCACGGACCCGGCAGGGGAGAUGGGCAAGGUCCAGGAUUUCCUGGGCAUCAAACGGGUUAUCACAGACAAGCACUUCUACUUCAACAAGACGAAAGGCUUUCCGUGCCUGAAGAAGUCGGAGGGCAGCGGCUUGCCUCGCUGCCUCGGCAAGUCCAAGGGCAGGACUCACGUGCAGAUAGACCCCGAGGUGAUCGAGCAGCUUCGGGACUUUUACAGACCUUAUAACAUCAAAUUCUAUGAAACAGUCGGGCAGGACUUCAGGUGGGAGUAAGUGUCCGGGAGCGGAGCUGCAGUGGCAGGAAGCUGCAGUCUUCUCUGGGAGGGCCCAAGGGGCUGGAGCCAGGACCCCCCCAGCCCAUCCUGCCCACAGCUGCGAGCAGAGGCAGGCAGGGGGCUCCCCUGUCCCUUAGGAGUCUGCAGUGCAAGAUAAGGAAGACUCAGAGAGUCCUGCUGCAGCCACCAAGCUGAGGGACGAGUGCCCAGCAGCGCUGCCUGUCCCAGCGGGCCAGCAGCCACAUGGUCUCCUCUGUGGGGUCCCGUUUGCUCUUAGCAUGGUCCCCAGGGCCACGGGGAUGGCCCCGUCCUGCAGCCCGUGUUCAGGCUGCUCCAAAGCACAUCCUCUGCUCCCGAAGCAGAUGGGUGCUCCUGGGCAGCGGCAGUGGGACUGUCCCUGCCAGGCCCUGUCCUGGGCAGGCAGAGCUGCACUUUGCCUUUGUCACUCGCGCGCCAUGUGUACCCCUGAGGGCAGUGACAUGUACCUGCUUGACAAAGAGUCUAUGGGAAAUGUUGUACUGAUAUUUUGUCCUGUGAAUAAAGCACAGAAUCCUGCUGUUACGGGUACUUUAGUGGCACUAGUUUCCUUGUUCAGCUUGUGAUCCCUUCAUGUAAAUAAAGUGGCUUCCACCAGUCCGUA